UUUUGUGUUUUGUUAACCAACACUGGAGUUGGUGUUGUCUGUUCCAAACGAUUUAAAGCGAUGUCGCUGGUCAAGAAGCACGUGUUGGGAUUCUCAUCAAAUGGUGGGAAACUUUUUGCAUUAAUUGAUGAACACGGCACCCUACGAAUAUGGGACACUGAGUCGAAUACAUUAAAGCAGGAAUACAAACCAAACUUUCAAAUAUCUGGCCAUUGCACUGCCCUCACAUGGAUUACAAUUAGUGCUCCGCGUCCAAAGAAGUCUCGCAAAUCACUGCAAGUUAAUUCUACACUAAACGAUAAGCAUUGUAUAGCACUCGGCACGUCUAAGGGAACAGUUGUGCUCUAUUCAGUGAUAGAGGGGAAGAUUGAUCGAAUUUUGGGAGGCGAUAAACAUGAUGGAUCAAUCACAUCCAUUGCCUAUGACAAUGAUGGACAUCUAUAUACUGUUGGCACAGACGGUCGAGCGUUGGUGUGGUCCUUAGCCGAGGAGCGGUGCAUUAACCAGUGGCCAGUUGGACCCGAAAAUCCAUUAAAUGUAGUAUUUUUGCCAAAGAGUCGAACUCUGGCCGUUGCCUCACGUCAAUUGAAGAUCUUUGAUGUGGACAAGAAGGAGCUGGUAGAAACAUGCAUCGGGCAUUCGGGCGAAAUUAAUGCAAUCAAUAGUUUUCACUGCAACAAUAAUGAAUAUGUCAUAACGACAGCCAAAAUGGAAAGGGUUAUUUCGUUCUGGAAAAUUGAUAGAAAAGGCAGAAAUAAGGCUUCAGUAUGCACGCUGCUAAUGGAGGAUGUGGCACACAGUGUAGCGUGUGAUGUGCACGAUGAUGGAGAAUUGCGCGUAGCAAGUGUGACCCGCAAUGGAAACAUACACAUUUACUUGCUCAAUGCGGAGAGCCUCUCUGCUGAGAAAUAUAUUAAACCAAAAGUUUCGCUGCAAAUCGCUUCGGAUGGCGCUGAGACUGUGGAACCGAUUCAUGCAAUCGCUGCUUAUUUUGUCAAAGAUGCUCAACGGUCGCACGAUAUACUUUUUGGCUACGGCAGUCGUCAACUGCUACAGUUCGAACGUUACACUCCAAACUACGCUGAGAAACUGAAUGUUAUUGUACGCACCGCACCGAAGAAAUUGUAUAUCAAGAACAAGCGUAAUGAACCGGGCACAGAAGCUGCUCUGAAAGCUCAAACACCAAUUGUUCGCACUAAUGAGGUGGAGUACAAUAGCGCCUUGCCCAUGUCCAAAAAGAAGGUACAGAACGAGGUGCCUAUGGAGGCAAGACUGCAGAACUUGUCGAUCCAACCGACGAAGCUGCCGGGUGGCAAACUGCAAAGCCAGAGUAAGACGCAACUGCUGAUGCAGGCGCUACACAGCCAGGAUCAAACCAUGUUGCAAUCCGUGUUGGCUUCAAACGAUGAGAAGACCGUUCAGUUAACACUCGAUCGUUUACCCCUUGAAUAUAUAGGCCCACUAAUCAACGAGCUGUCCACGCUGCUCCAAGGCAAAGCGGCCAAUGUAAUUUGUGCUCUACGCUGGCUGCAAACCCUGGCAACAACUCAUACGAGUGUCAUGAUGUCUGAGAACAAGGAGGAACUGCGCGAUAAGUUGGGCAUUUGCCUCGGCAUUGCGGAGCAACGUCUACAUUGCAUUACAGAAGCCCUGCAAGUUUCUGGUCGAGUUAACUUGAUUAUAAAUCAAAUGAAACGAAAUGCGGAAAACAAGUUGAAUGCAAACAAUGUUUUAGUUAUAGACGAGGAUCCAGAAGAUGCCACGCAAGCGGGCGAAAACAAUUGGAGCGAUUUGGAGGAGGAGGCAGAAACCAGUAGAAACUACGCCCUGGAUAAUGAUCAAAUGGAAGCGGAUGAUGAUUUGGCAGCUGAUGAGGAGAACCUCAUAGAGACACAGAAUUCAUCGGAAGAUGAUAAUGAUGAAGAGGGUACAGACACAGAUGCCUCUGCGGGCUAAAAAAAAAUAACCUUUCC
Molecule: messenger RNA, 1973 nt
Organism: Drosophila hydei
Lineage: Eukaryota; Metazoa; Arthropoda; Insecta; Diptera; Drosophilidae
Product: WD repeat-containing protein 43
Exons: 7
Coding region: 61-1956 (631 amino acids)
Biological process (GO): maturation of SSU-rRNA from tricistronic rRNA transcript (SSU-rRNA, 5.8S rRNA, LSU-rRNA)
Cellular component (GO): nucleolus
Molecular function (GO): protein binding
Source: RefSeq, a predicted model, not a curated record